This is a messenger RNA of Schistocerca nitens (vagrant locust), 1477 nucleotides long. RefSeq lists its product as uncharacterized. The transcript is spliced from 9 exons. Lineage: Eukaryota; Metazoa; Arthropoda; Insecta; Orthoptera; Acrididae. The record is from RefSeq and is a predicted model, not a curated record. Bases 1 to 1449 code for a protein of 482 amino acids.
AUGGAGGGUCGCAGGGCGCGCUCACGCUGCAUCUUCCUGUGCUGCGUGGCGGCCGCGGCGGCCAUGUCACUGCUCUACGUCGCCACGCUGGACGCAUGGCAGCGACCCGACCGUGAGUCCGGCUGGCGGCGCCGCCUGCUGGUGUCCACCCCCGGCUGCGAGCUGCCCGCCAUGGAGCUGCGCUCCGCCGCGGUGGCGCCCUACCUGCAGCGCGAGCCGGCGCCGCCCUGCCUGGGCGCCAGCCCCGCCGUGCUGUCCAACGCGACGCACCUCUGGACGCGGGACCGCCGCCCGGACUGCUGCCUGCAGCUGCUGCUGCCGCGGCCGCGCUCCGACUCUGCCUACUCGAUGACGAACGGGUGCAUGCCGCUGCCGGCGUCCGGGCUGAGAGUGUUGGACAGCGAGGGCGGCGGUCCCGAGUUCGUGCGCGUCUCGUGCCCCGGCGAGCGCUGGCAGGACCUGCACGCCUUCGUGCCCCUCACCAGGCCCGCCUACAACUGCUCCGCUGCUGACGGCUCCUGCGGCGGGGAAACGGCGGCGAACGACUCGGUGAAUGUGCUGAUGCUGGGCCUGGACGCCGUCUCGAGACUCAACUUCCACCGCCAGAUGCCUCUGACUGCCGACAUGCUGCGGGAACUCGACGCCAUCGAGAUGCUGGGCUAUAACAAGGUUGGCGACAACACGUUCCCCAACAUGCUGGCGGCGCUCAGUGGCCACACGGAGCGUGAGCUGCGGGACUCCUGCUGGGACGGCAAGGCGGCCUUCAACCCCUGCCCCUGGGUCUGGUACAACUACAGCGCAGCAGGACACCGGACGAUGUUCAUCGAGGACUCUCCGUACCUGGGCAUGUUCCACUUCGAGAAGCCGGGCUUCUCUGAGCCUCCCACGGACUACUACCCUCGACCCUACAUGCGCGCCGUCGACAAGGAAUUGGGCCACGCCGGCACCGAGACUACGAGCAGGUGCGCUGGUGAGCGGCUUCAGGUGUCCGUGUUGCUGACGUACGUUCGCAAGUUCGUGGAAGCGAUGGGCUCUGCUGGCUGGCGCUACUGGGCACUGGGGUGGAGCACGUCCGUGACGCACGAUCGGCUCAACGGUCCGCAGCUGGCGGAUAGCGAGCUCAGCAGCUUUCUGCGCUGGCUGAGGGACACGGGUGCACUGCAGUCCACCGUGCUCAUGCUGCUCAGCGACCACGGCAUUCGCGCCGGCGCUUUCCGGCAGACGCGGCAGGGCCAGCUGGAGGAGCGGCUGCCGCUGCUGGCCGUGGCGCUGCCCCCCUGGUUCUCCCAGCGCUACCGCGCCGCCGCGCGCAACCUGCGCCGCAACUCGCGCCGCCUCAGCACGCCGUUCGACCUGCACCGCACGCUGCUCGACCUGGUGCGGCCUGACGGCGCGCUCCUCGACCACCAGCUGCUGCGCCGCCGAAGGCGAGAGCUUCUAGCAGUUUGAGCUUAUGGCCUUUGUUUGCUAAGUGAAG